Rhizophagus irregularis DAOM 181602=DAOM 197198 is the source of this 425-nucleotide messenger RNA. The record is from RefSeq and is a predicted model, not a curated record. NCBI's taxonomy places the organism in Eukaryota, Fungi, Glomeromycota, Glomeromycetes, Glomerales, Glomeraceae.
CAACCCUACUUCCCUUCAGUGCUAUUUUUAUAGGAACCACUAUCUCUUUCCAACAAAUCCACGAAGUCUUCUCAGAAGAUAACUAUAUCCGAAGAUAAUACCUCUCCGCCUAUACAGGCCUCUAAUGCCAUUCUUCAUCUUUACCAACCUUGUAAGGUCCAUUAUUUCACUAACACUACAAAAUUGAUCAACCCUUACACAACUUGUGAUACACAUGGAUGCGGUACUCUUUAUAAUUCCAAAAAAGCAAUUAAAUGCCAAAAAGACGUUGAGCCUGUGGGACUCACCACCACACAAAAAUCAAUCAAUAUCAUUUUUUUGGUGUUAACCAUAUAGUGCAAGGUCCCAAUUCUAACUCGCAAAAUUACAAUUCCUGGUACACCAAUUGAAUAUGAAAAUCUUUAUAAAAAUUGCUGGAAUAAAGA